This is a messenger RNA of Conger conger (European conger), 1652 nucleotides long. RefSeq names its product PHD finger protein 21B-like. NCBI's taxonomy places the organism in Eukaryota, Metazoa, Chordata, Actinopteri, Anguilliformes, Congridae. The transcript is spliced from 13 exons. Bases 84 to 1652 code for a protein of 522 amino acids. The record is from RefSeq and is a predicted model, not a curated record.
UCGCUUUUUAAAGAUUCUUUAUACCUCGGAAACUUCACAGCGAUUGCUUCGAAAGUAGACGAAAAGUGUUUUGGAGUCAAACCAUGGAACUACAAGGCCUGCAAGAGGCGUUGAAAGUAGAAAUACAGUGUCAUCAGGUAAAUCUGUCCGUCAGGAACGCCACGCCUCUCUCCCUCGUCAAGCCCAGCCAGCCCGUCUCCAUGGUGACCACGCACGCCAACGGACAGAAGGCCCUGGGCCUGGAGCUGACGCAGAAAUCUCCCAGCAUCCUCCAGGGCGGGGGCCCAGCGGGCGCGGGCAGCCUGCCCGUGAGCAGGAGGGCGGGGGAGGCCCCUCACUCCCAGGUGCUGGGGCUACUCCCAGCCCGGCCCAUUAAGGUGCCCCAGGUCAGCUCUCUGACCCGCCUGGCUGUUCACAAACCCACCGUGCUACCUCAGGUUAGGCCAAAGACCCUGCUCCCGGACAGCCUCCCACACAGACCCCCCCCCCAGGAGCAGCAGGCCAGCCGGCCCCCAGCACUGCAGAGGGUCAGUCCGCCACGGACCCACCCCCCCCAACUGACCAACGGGCAGGCCCACCCUUCCUCCCCACCCCCCUCCGGCGCCCCCGCCCAAAUCAGCGGGGCGGGCGUGGCCUACGCCAUCAUCUCCGCUUCGCCCGCGGGGCCCGUGACCGUCUCGACCGUUCAGGAGGCCGGGGAGGGCCACCCUCAGCUUCUCGGUCCCGACGGCAAGGUGAUCAUAAUCCACCCCCAGUCUCCGAAUAUCUCCCAGAAUUCACCUGGGUCAGAGCCCAGCAGCCCUGACCAGGAGGCCAGUCCCACACUCUCUCCUCCGGCCAAUCAGAAGAGGGAAGAGGACCCGGAGAAAAUAACUUUCAUGGUAGCCCUUGGCCUGGUGACCUCGGAGCAUCUGGAGGAGCUCCAGAGCAAGAGGCAGGAGAGGAAGAGACGGAGCACCGCCGCCCCGGCCUACAGCGCCCUGCUCGAACCCGAGCGGAAAAGACUCAUGUCACAUUAUCUCAACAGCCAACUAUUCCUGCAGGCAGGAGACACCGAGGAUCUCUGCUGGAAGGAGGACUGGGCGCAUGACGAGCUCUGUGCCGUGUGUGAGGAGGACGGAGACCUCCUGGCCUGCCGCGGCUGCCCCCGCGCCUACCACCCCGCCUGCCUGCUGCCCCCGCUCUCCGCCCCGCCCCGAGGGCCCUGGCACUGCCCCAAGUGCCAGAGGAAGGUACUAAACAAAGAUGAUUUGCCUUGGACACAGAAUUUCAUCCAGUCGUACUUAACACACAAAUCAGUGAGACAGGAGGAGAGGAGGAGGCUGAGGAAGAAGAACAGCGAGCUGAAGAAAGAGUGCGAGCUGGUGGAGGAGCAGGGCCAGAACCUCACCCAGGCCCUGGAGAAAUGCAUGGAACUGAAGAACUGCCUUCUGGGACAGCAGAAGGACACUCGGGCGUCCCUGGAGCGCCUGAAGGCCCUGAUCCGCCUGAUCCAGCGCGAGCAGGUCAUCCAGGUCACCAUGAUGGCCACGACCACCACAGAAACCUCUCUGCUCUCCCUCCCCUGGAUCAAACCCAGCAGCACAGCGCCCCCUGCUGCAGCCUCCACACUACUGCAGAGGGGCCAGGCCCAGAGGCAGACCAACAACUAA